AUGGGGCCGUGGUUUUCCUACGGUAAUGAAGUCUGCAAUGCACCAUGGUAUUGGGGAGACUUCCCGCAGUUCUACUCGCGGGGUUUGAGACGGCGGAAUUCGGGUGAAGUUCCACUGAAGUCACGGUUGUGGCGGACCACGCACACAUUGACAACCGCGCGAUGA
Molecule: messenger RNA, 165 nt
Organism: Coprinopsis cinerea okayama7#130
Lineage: Eukaryota; Fungi; Basidiomycota; Agaricomycetes; Agaricales; Psathyrellaceae
Exons: 3
Coding region: 1-165 (54 amino acids)
Source: RefSeq, a predicted model, not a curated record